Molecule: messenger RNA, 1439 nt
Organism: Lobosporangium transversale
Lineage: Eukaryota; Fungi; Mortierellomycota; Mortierellomycetes; Mortierellales; Mortierellaceae
Exons: 8
Coding region: 102-1286 (394 amino acids)
Biological process (GO): phospholipid biosynthetic process
Cellular component (GO): membrane
Molecular function (GO): phosphotransferase activity, for other substituted phosphate groups
Source: RefSeq, a predicted model, not a curated record
UUUACUGUUUUACCUUUUUUCUGUCUUCCAUCGAUCUCCUUAUUCACGUCGCCCCGUUUUCGAUUAUCAUUGCCAGCACGAUAGGUCAACAGACAAUCAGUAUGAAUAUAAAUCGAUACAUUCCUGCAAAAUAUCGCCCGAACUUGAGUAAAUACAAGUACUCGGGCGUGGACGAGUCUUUACUCUCGAAAUACGUCCUUGGUCCAUACUGGACCAAACUCGUGACAUUCUUCCCCGUUACCAUGGCUCCCAAUACGAUUACUGGUCUCGGAUUUCUUUGUGUGGUUUUCAACGUUCUGACUAUGUACUACUAUGCGCCAGAUAUGACAGAAAUUUGUCCAUCAUGGGCCUACUUCAGCUUUGGUAUUGGACUCUUUGUAUACCAGUCGAUGGAUGCAAUUGAUGGAAAGCAGGCUAGAAGAACAGGAACUUCAGGACCCUUAGGAGAGCUUUUUGAUCACGGCUGCGAUGCACUGAAUACUUCGCUUGAGGUUAUUUUGUUAGCCAAUGCCAUGCAUCUAAGUCAGAGCUGGUGGACUGUUCUUUCUCACUUCUUGGCGCUUGGAAACUUUUACUUGAGCACGUGGGAAGAGUAUCACACUGGAACUCUUUAUUUGAGCGCGUUUUCAGGACCUGUGGAAGGAAUCAUUAUGAUUGUGAUCCUUUACCUCAUUACUGGCUUCACUGGUCCAACUUUCUGGGUCCAGACUUACCGUCAGAUGUUUGGCAUAUCCUCCAAGUUUUUGCCCUUCAUACCUGAUAUGCAGGUUAAUCACAUCUUGGUCGCUUUUGGAAUUGUCACAUUGACAGGAAACAUUGUAACAGCUAUGCAGCAUGUGAUCAAGGCACGCAGAGGCAAGAAUUUGUCCGUCGCUCCUGCAUUGGCUGGUGUGGCUCCGUUCCUGGGCAUAUCGGUUGUUGCUUAUUUUUGGCUUAAUGCUUCACCUCAGAUCCUCAACCAGCAUAUUCUUCCCUGGAUUUUAUACACUGGUCUUUCCUUUGGAUACACUGUCGGCCUCAUGAUUACAGCCCAUGUAACUCACCAACCUUUUCCCAUGUUCAAUAUCAGUUUUCUUCCCUUGAUCGUCGGAUCAUUGAACGCUAAUCUGCCUGCAUUUGGGAUGGAAAGAGUUUUUGGAGCUCAUGUUGAAAACAUUUAUUUGUGGAGUUGCCUCGCUUUCUCCGCCGCUGCCUAUGCUCACUUUGCAAUCAAUGUUGUCAACGACAUCUGUGAUUACUUUGAUAUUUGGUGCUUUACUAUUAAGCACCCCAAGAAGGCAGAAUAAAAAUAUAAAUAAUAAACAGAAAGAUAUUCAGCAUCUAUUCUCAUCCCUGAUCAUUUUCCUUUGGUAUUUUUUCCUUCUUUCUUUUAUUUAUUUAUUCAAAAUCAAACCAUCUCCAGCAUCAUCUACUGUUGAGAAUACAGCAACCGAAUAAAG